Pelodiscus sinensis (Chinese soft-shelled turtle) is the source of this 2421-nucleotide messenger RNA. The record is from RefSeq and is a predicted model, not a curated record. NCBI's taxonomy places the organism in Eukaryota, Metazoa, Chordata, Testudines, Trionychidae.
UGUUGAAUCAGAUAACCUUUUUCUUUAGGUGCAGUUCUAAAACAAUCACAAGAACAAAGAGAAUCAUGGGGGUAUGUAACAGUCAGAAGCAAUGCAAGCAUGUUUUGGUGGCUCUACUAUGCAAACAACCCUACCAAAAAUUUCACGGAAUUACCUCUCAUUAUGUGGCUUCAGGGAGGUCCAGGAGCUUCAGGCUGUGGAUUUGGGAACUUUGAAGAAAUUGGUCCCUUGGAUGCAAAACUGAAACCAAGAAAUACAACCUGGCUGCAGGCAGCCAGUUUACUGUUUGUUGAUAAUCCUGUGGGCACUGGAUUCAGUUACACAAAUGAUAGUAAUGCAUUUGCAAAAGAUCUGGCAACUGUAUCUUCUGAUAUGCUGGUUUUUCUUAAAGAAUUCUUUGGGACAAAGGAAGAAUUCAAGACUAUUCCAUUCUAUAUCUUCUCGGAAUCUUAUGGAGGAAAAAUGGCAGCUGGUAUUGCUUUAGAGCUGUAUAAGGCAAUUCACACUGGGAACAUAGAAUGCAAUUUUGGUGGAGCUGCUCUGGGAGAUUCAUGGAUUUCUCCUUUAGAUUCUGUGCUUUCCUGGGGGCCUUACCUUUACAGCACAUCUCUUCUUGAUGAUCAAGGUCUAGUGGAGGUGACUGCCGCUGCCAAAAAAGUCAUGGAUGCACUGAAUAAAAAGCAAUACACACUAGCCACUGAGCUUUGGAGUCAAACUGAGGAAGUAAUUGAACAGAAUACGGACAAUGUAAAUUUCUAUAACAUCCUCACUAAGAAGUCUCCAGAUCUCAAAGCCUCGAAACAUAAAAACAUCCUUCUUGUUAAUCUUUACCGGAACCACGUCCAACGUCUGCAUACAGACAGCUUAAGUGACCUGAUGAAUGGACCCAUUCGAAAGAAGCUGAGAAUCAUCCCUGACUCUGUUAAGUGGGGAGGUCAGUCAGAAGACGUCUUCUUACACAUGGCUGGAGACUUCAUGAAGCCUGUUAUUGAUCUCGUGGAUGCGCUGCUGGAUGCCAGUAUCAAUGUUACCGUCUAUAACGGGCAGCUGGAUCUCAUUGUGGACACCAUGGGCCAGGAGGCAUGGGUUCGGAAACUGAAAUGGCCUAAACUGAAGCAGUUCAGCCAACAGAGGUGGAAGGCUCUAUAUGUAUCUCCAGAAUCCACUGAGACAGCUGCUUUCUAUAAGUCCUAUGAGAACUUGGCUUUCUACUGGAUUCUCAAGGCUGGGCACAUGGUAAUAGCUGAUCAAGGGGACAUGGCGUUGAAAAUGGUCAGGAUGGUGACACAACAAAAACACUGGUGACAUGGAUGCCAGCUGGUAUGGUUUUCAUGUAAAACUCCAGUGCAUUAGCAGAACUUGUGCCACAGGCUGAACUUCAGAAGAAACAAUCACUGUUUGGAAAGUGCAAGGCCUCUGAGGUUGUUCUUAAAUGAAAUGUUGCCCUUGAAUUUGGAAACUGUGAUUCUCUGCCUCAGUGCUGCUCACAUUGACUUUUCCUGUGGGAACUUCACUGUGAUAAAAGUGUGCAGCUGCUUCCUUUAGACAAAUGCCCUUUGUUUAUGCACCAGUGUUAAGAAGAGUUUGCUGCUUUAAAAAUUCAGCUUCAGGCAGCAAACCUGCUUCCAUAAGCGAUGGAUGCUUUUUUCCUAAAUGGAUGACUUGGCAUCUGAGUUAGACAGCAUUGCCUGCACCCUAGAUGCUGCAGAGUGGUUGGGCUAUGCUUUCAUUUGACCAGAUCCAGUUUGGACUGAGGUGUGUGUUCAUACUGAACCACUCUCUUCUAUUCUUCAUCAUCGUUGUGCAUUAUCCAAAAAAAAAAAAAAAAGUUAAUGCACUCAGUGCCCCACAAACAUCUGUCAGUAAAAUCUUCCUUUUCCCAUUAUUCAAACAAGAAGGCCAUGGAUACUUACUAUAGUGUGAGUAAAAUGACCCAAUGGUUUCUCUCCAUGGAAUAAAUCCAAGUUCUAAUGGAUAAGAGUUUCUGUGCUCCUGGGCUCACUCCAGAAUCUGAAAAGAGGAAGGUUAUUUGAGCAAUAAGGAAGAGGCAUAAAUCAGAACAAAUUACCCCAUCCAUAUUUUGCUAGUUUUGGAUUAACUCUUGCAGUGAGCUAUUGGCUUUGCAGUUUGAAGUGGAGAUUCUUUGUUUUCACUUGAACUGGGAUAAACAUAAUUACAAAUGAAGUUGUACAGCUGCAACCUCCUUAAAAAAAUUGCCCCCUUUUUAUUGACACUCUUGCAAGAAGCACAGCAACUUGUUCCAGUUGCCAGAAUCCUAAAUAAGUAGCAAACAGUCCUUUGCCUCUCCACAUCUGAAACUUCAGAGCAUUAGCUUGCAGCGAUGGCGAUGUAAGUCUGUGUAAACACAUGUGCAAGAAUUCUGCUGGUACAGCAUCAAUAAACCAUCUCUCUCCUCUUAUA